Molecule: messenger RNA, 2256 nt
Organism: Aureobasidium subglaciale EXF-2481
Lineage: Eukaryota; Fungi; Ascomycota; Dothideomycetes; Dothideales; Saccotheciaceae
Product: carbohydrate-binding module family 50 protein
Exons: 2
Coding region: 1-2256 (751 amino acids)
Source: RefSeq, a predicted model, not a curated record
AUGCGCGUUACUCAGGUUAUCGCUACUCUUGCGCCACUUGGCCUCGUCGCUGCCGGUCCUUUGCAUAAUCAUCAGCGCCAUACUCAUCUUCAUCAUCUCCACCAUCGUUCGGUUAAUGGUACUCUGGACUCCAACUACACUACAACAGAUACCGCCAACUCAACUAUCUACGCUGAUCACAUCGUCUACGCGACUUCCACAGUCAAUGUUGCUGCUAAUUUUGCUGAUGGUAUUGAUUCAAGUUCGGCCAGCUCGGAGGCAGCUUCCAGUAUCAUCUCAGAAUCAAGCAGCAUCUCCUCAUCCUCCACUACUGCGCAGUCAGAAACUGUCUUCUCAACUCUGUCAUUCACUUCUGAUGUUUCGUACGCGAGCGGGUCUCCUUCGAACUCAUCAUUGAUCUCGAACACUUCAUCGGCUAUUCCUUCCGACGCAUCUGUUUCUAUUAUCCUCGCCGUCGCAGCUACUACACCUACUGCUGUUGGCGCACUCUCUCAGAAGGUUGAUACCACCACCAGCAUAUCUGUCGAUACUGUCUACAACACAAUUACUGUCAACGGUGCUGUUACCACCGCUUCUGCAAGUGAGAAGACCGUCACAGUUACUGAUGUGGUCACCAACUUCGUCACUGCCACAUUCUCUGCAUUGACUCCUUUCAAAGCCCCGGCCAUCAAGGCUCUUGCGCUUUCUUCUGGAUCAUCUUGCGCUGCCAUCAAGACCAGCAUUGUCUACCUGCCCGCUAGCGCAUCGCCAACGCUUGUCAACGGAGGAUCUUCUGCCAGCAAAGUGGCUUCUUCGUCCUCCAAGGCUACCAGCCAAACCACAGUCAGGUAUGUGUCUCAGUCCGCUUCGAAGUCCAGUUCCUCCUCCAUCAAAAAGACGAGCACCUCUUCCAAAAAGACGAGCACCUCUGCCGUAGUCCUUCCUGUUUCCACGAAGAAGUCAAGCAGCACUGUCAAAUCAUCAAGCACAUCAACUAAGAAAACAAGCACAACUCUUGUCAAGGCUAGCACAUCAUCCAUCAAGAAGACAUCCAGCACUUCCUCUGCCAAACAAGCAAGCACCUCUUCUGUCAAGAAGAUUACUUCGUCCUCUGUCAAGCCUGUUUCUUCUUCUUCGAAGCUUAUCACUCUUUCUUCUGUGGUUCAAAAGGGUGCCACUACUAAGACUCUUGUCAGCACUUCGACGAUCAUCCCUUUCGUGUCUAGCUCCAGCUACAAGGCAUCAUCGUCGGUCAAGCCCUCGAGUCAGAGUGCUGCAAGCUCUGUAAAGGCUAGCUCAUCUGGCUGUGCUACUGUAGCUGCUCCUGCCUCGACUCAGACUGGCAUUGUCUCUGGUUGCACGAAGUGGUACACUGCCAAGUCCGGCGAUUACUGUUACGCAAUCGCUUCUGCCAAUGGUAUCUCCACUGACACCUUCAUGUCUUGGAACCCUGCUGUCAACGCGCCCUCUUGCGACAGCAUCUGGGUUGGCUAUGCAUACUGUGUCGCUGCAGGCUGCAGCUCCAGCAGCCCCUCCUCGGCCGCGAAAUCUGCCACCGCAUCAACCAAAUCAUCUGUUCCAGCUUCGGCCGCCAGCACUUCCACAAAGACUUCGGCAUCCACCUCCGCCGCAACCUCGACCUCCAUCUCUUCAAGCUCAUACACAAUGUACACCGGCGAUGGCAGCACCUCAGCCGGCUGGCCCGCUCAAUCCGCCUGGAUGGACUUUGACAGCAUGUUCAGCGCCAACAUCCCCAUCAUGCAACAAUCCUGCGCCAACAACGGCUGGGGAUCCAACAACUCACCCACCGAAAUCGCAGACAUCAAAGCCGCCAUCAAGAAAGUGUCUGCCUCUUCCGGCGUAGACGCACGCUUCAUCCUCGCCAUCGUCAUGCAAGAAAGCAACGGCUGUGUCCGCGUCGUCACAACAUCCUGGUCCGUCCAAAACCCCGGCCUCAUGCAAGACCACGCCGGCAAUGGCACAUGCAACUCUGGCGGUGUGAUUCAGGACCCGUGUCCUGCGUCUGAAAUCGAGCAAAUGAUUGUCGAUGGCACGACUGGCACGACCUCUGGUGAUGGGUUGGUGCAAUGUCUUUCCCAAGCUGCUGCUACUGAUGUCAGUAAAUACUACCGCGCCGCUAGAAUUUACAAUGGUGGUUAUGCUGGCUGGAAUCAGGCGGAUUUGGGUAAAGGGUGUUGUACACUUUGCUAUGCGUCUGAUGUUGCUAAUAGACUUACUGGGUGGAGCUCUGGUGUUAGUGGAUGUCAUUUGAGCUGA